Messenger RNA from Micromonas pusilla CCMP1545, 1696 nucleotides. RefSeq lists its product as uncharacterized. The transcript has 2 exons. Bases 1 to 1524 code for a protein of 507 amino acids. NCBI's taxonomy places the organism in Eukaryota, Viridiplantae, Chlorophyta, Mamiellophyceae, Mamiellales, Mamiellaceae. The record is from RefSeq and is a predicted model, not a curated record. Gene Ontology annotation, molecular function: pyridoxal phosphate binding; L-2-aminoadipate:2-oxoglutarate transaminase activity. Gene Ontology annotation, biological process: biosynthetic process.
AUGAUGGCGUCGUCCUCGUCGUCGACCGCCGCGGACGACGCGCCGCCGUCGUCCGCGGACAAAGCCUCGCUGCGUUGCCAAGCGCCGGGGACGAUCAACCUCGCGGUGGGGCACCCGCGGGAGCUCCCCUCGGACGUCCUCGCGGCCGCGAUGACGCGAAGCGCCGCGGCGCUUCGAAGCGACGACGCGCGCGAUCGCGACGCGGUCCCUCUGAACUACGUCGCGCGGCGCGGGCCGCCGGCGAUCCUCGAGACGUUCGCGUCGUUCCUCACGGACGCGUACGACGGAGGACGUCGGCCUCCUCGAGCGUCGUCGUCGUCGUCGUCGUCGUCGUCGUCGUCGCCCGUGACCGCGGCGUCGCUCGUCAUCACGAACGGCGUCUCGCACGGGCUGGACCUCGCGUGCGGCGCGCUGACGUCCCCGGGCGACGUCGUCGUGAUGGAGAUACCGACGUACUUUCUCGCCGCGGCGGUGUUUCGAGACCACGGACUCGAGGUGAUCGGCGUCCCGGGGACGGACGGGGAGUUCGAAGACGACGGCGGGGCGUUCGACGUCGUGUACCUCGUCCCGACGCACUCGAACCCGCGCGGGGGGACGCUCGGGACGGACGGACGGCGACGGUUGGUAUCCCUCGCGCGACGGUUCGGGUUCUACAUCUUCGCGGACGAGGUGUACCACGCGCUGCACUGGGGCGAGGAUCCGCCGCCGCCGCGGUUCUUUGAGAUCGAGAGGGCGAUGACGACGCUCGAGGAGGAUGAAGGCGGACGGCGGCGCGACGGGGGGAGAGACGCGGACGAAGGAGACGACGACGACGACGACGACGACGACGCGCGCGGCGACGUCAGCGUGUAUUCGGACGCGUGGGGGAAGAAUAAGAAAACGGGUUCGGGCGGCGGGGAAGAAGAAAACGCACCGAAACCGGGCGUUUCAUCGCAGCGCGGACAGCCGCCGCCGCCGGUGGUCGUGUCCGCGUCGUCGUUCACGAAAAUUUUAGCCCCCGGGCUGCGCCUCGGGUGGCUCGAGUGCGACCCCUCGCUCGCGACCGCGAUCGCGAACCGCGGCUACGUCGUCAGCGGCGGCUGCGUCGCGCCGUUCACCGCGGGCGUCGUCGCGCAGGCGAUCCUCUCCGGCGACGCCGCGGAUUGGCUGACGAAGUUGAGAGACGACUACAGAGAAAGCUCCGCCGCGUUGGCGCGUGCGGUGGAGGCGGAGACCGGCGGCAGCGACGGCUGUGCGUGGUCGUUCGCGUCGCCGUCGCCGCCGAGGGGCGGGUACUUCGCGUGGAUCAAGCUCCCGGCGGGGAUGCGCGCGGCUUCGCUCGCGGAGCCCGCGGCGAGGGAGGGCGUCGCGUUCUUACGCGGAGGGCAGUGCGCGCCGACCGCCGGGGACGAAGACGCGUUCGACGCGUGCGACGGGCACGUGCGCGUCUGCUUCGCGUUCCUGACCGCGGACGAGAUCGAAGAGGGUGUUCGACGGUUGGCCAAGGCGGUGCGAAGCGUCGCGGCGGCCGAGGCGGCGUCGUAAGUGAGGCGCUGCUACGACGGCAGGUACACUGUCGUAGGUACGGAAGUACGAAAUCGUACUUCCGUAUCUCAUACGUAGGAUCAUUCGACGCACGUUUCGAAGGCGGGCGGCGGUGGAAUACUGUAGUUGCUUAUAGACUAUUUGGUACAAGAUAGGUAAAAGAUAAUAGUGA